This is a messenger RNA of Medioppia subpectinata, 1371 nucleotides long. The record is from the annotation of a GenBank genome assembly. Lineage: Eukaryota; Metazoa; Arthropoda; Arachnida; Sarcoptiformes; Oppiidae.
AUGCUAAUGAUGGAAAUGAUCUCUUCAUACUUUACCACAGAUGACGGCAAUGAAGACAACAGACAACAGCCACAAAUAUAUGCGAAGAACUCAAUGGACAGAUUCGGUGAUGAUUUGUGCGGACUUUUGUUGUCUUAUCUCACAUUUGAAGACCGAUUCCGUUACGAAUGUGUGUCCAAACAGUUCCAGAGGACAGUCUUCAAGAGUGUUGUGGACAUUAGUAUUAAUGAUCAACUAAUAAGCCAUAAGUCAUUGAAAGGUCGGAACUUCUCUUAUAACCCAAUGGACCUCAAAAUUGUGGGCCAAAUGUUGAGCCAUAUGUACGACAGUCUCAUGGGUUACGAGACAACUGAAUUCAACACUCAAUUGUUGGCCACAAUCGCCAGAAAGUGUCCAAACAUUCAGACCAUUGACUGCCGAGGAAUAGGUACCAAAUAUGAAGAACACAUUCCGGAAAUGUUAAACAUAUUUCGAGGCAAUUCCCGGCAUUUGCGGGAAAUUUACUGCAAUUUAGGGCAAAAUAGCGAUCAAUUGUGUCAUACGUUCGGACCUCUGGUCACCAGAAUUGACAGAAUAUCGGCCGCAGAGAAACAAUCACUCAUUCAUUGCCACCAAUUGUCGCGAUUACACGUCUUCUCGUUGUCCGAUGUCUUCGACAACACUUCCCAACAAUUAUUGGCAAAAAAUUUAACAAAACUAUUGUUUGGCUAUAAUUCAGACGAUAAUCAACUGUUGUCCGCAUUUGUGGCACAGAAUCAGUCCCUCAAAAGUCUUGUCGUGUUUUAUAAGAAUAAUAUCACUCCCGGAAUGUUCCCCGAAAUGUCCAAACAAUUGUCACGAUUAACACAAUUACGGGAAUUGAGACUAAUUUCGCCAUUAAUUCAACAGAAUUUAUUGUCUGAGUCUUUGCGUACAAUUGGCUUAAACUGCAAACAACUGAAACACUUGUCAUUUGAAUUGAGAGGAUAUAACCCACCACUCGAUGGCAACGCUUUGUUGUCAUUAAGAUGUUAUCAUCGAUUAAAACGAUUUGGUUUAACACUCUUCGGGACCAUCGAUGAGGAUCUGUUGGAACCGUUGAAACUCUGCCACCGAUUAACACAUCUAACACUAUAUGCAAAGCAAAUGAAUUAUAAAUUGUUUGAUAAUUGCGACAAAAAUUGGCCGCGACUUCAAUACUUUUGCCUUAAAGUCAUUACAAUUACUGACGAGUUGUUGGAUCACAUCUCAAGACUACCGGCGCUGCAGUUUCUGAGGAUUGUAUGCCGACAUGACAUCGAUAUCAAAGAUAAUGAUUUCUCGCAUCUGUUGUCCAGAAGUACUAAACUAAAGAAUAUUGAAAUCCGUAUAAACAAAGUCUCAAAAUAUUAA